Arabidopsis lyrata subsp. lyrata is the source of this 1087-nucleotide messenger RNA. Its product is annotated as PRA1 family protein G2. Gene Ontology annotation, biological process: vesicle-mediated transport. Bases 304 to 864 code for a protein of 186 amino acids. Gene Ontology annotation, cellular component: endoplasmic reticulum; Golgi apparatus. The record is from RefSeq and is a predicted model, not a curated record. NCBI's taxonomy places the organism in Eukaryota, Viridiplantae, Streptophyta, Magnoliopsida, Brassicales, Brassicaceae. The transcript has a single exon.
CCGAAACCGAAUGGAUCCAACCGAUAACCGAACGGAUAACCGAAAGCCCAUGCCUAAUUUGAAAGGUUUAGGGUUUAUUGGUGUGUAUGUAUAUUUUAAUUUUGAUUUGUUAGAUUAAUUAAACUUUUUAAAAUAAUGUGUUGAAAUUUGAUUGGUUGGUGCAAAGAAUAAUGUAGUGGUUGACUAAAAAAGUCGUUAGACACACCUUUCUUUAAUUACGGAGCCAGCCCCAGCUUUAUCCACGGGUGGUAUUUCGGGUCGGGUCAAACCGGUAAACGAAAUCGGAAAACUCGCCGGAAGAAUAUGACUCCUCCUCCUCCGACAACAACCUACACAUCAAUUCCACUUCCUACCGGCGAUGUCAUCUCUCGAUCAAUCCAUAAUCUCACUUCCGCUAUCUCUCGCCACCGUCCCUGGUCAGAACUAGUCUUCUCCGGCGAUUUCUCUCUCCCGGAGAGCUUCUCCUCUCUUCUCCUCCGAUCAAAGACGAAUUUCAACUACUUCUUCGUCAACUACACGAUCGUCGUCGCCACUUGCGCAGCGUUCGCUCUCAUCACAGCUAGUCCCGUCGCGUUAAUCGUCGUCGGCGUAAUCAUCGUUUUGUGGCUUCUCUUUCACUUCUUCAGAGAAGAUCCACUUAUUCUCUGGAGCUUUCAGGUCGGUGAUCGUACGGUGGUGUUGUUUCUAGUCCUGGCUUCCGUUUGGGCCGUAUGGUUCACUAGCUCCGCCGUGAACUUAGCGGUUGGUGUCGGCGUUGGCUUGCUAUUGGGCAUUACUCACUCUGUUCUUAGAAACUCUGAUGAGCUUUUCCUUGAGGAAGAUGAUGCUGUUAACGGAGGCUUGAUCGGGCCUAAUCUCCAGUGACAUAUGUUUAAUUUUUAGUUUAAUUUUUGUUUGGUUUAUUGUGAUUUGUGAAAUUGAGUGUGAUUUAAAAUCUGAUUACUUGUUUGUUUUUGUUUGAUUGCUUCUCACAGUGAAGGAACCAACUUGCUCUAUCCAUUUUUCUUCACAUGAUGUAACAUCUGAUUUUCAGAUACAAUGUAUCAAGCGAUAUAUCUCACAGCAGCUUUUACAAGCUUGAGACCAA